This is a messenger RNA of Podarcis raffonei (Aeolian wall lizard), 3484 nucleotides long. It is a transcript of the gene LMAN2L, whose product is annotated as lectin, mannose binding 2 like. Gene Ontology annotation, cellular component: Golgi membrane; COPII-coated ER to Golgi transport vesicle; endoplasmic reticulum membrane. Gene Ontology annotation, biological process: endoplasmic reticulum organization; endoplasmic reticulum to Golgi vesicle-mediated transport; Golgi organization. The transcript is spliced from 9 exons. Gene Ontology annotation, molecular function: D-mannose binding. The coding region runs from base 264 to 1013 and encodes 249 amino acids. The record is from RefSeq and is a predicted model, not a curated record. Lineage: Eukaryota; Metazoa; Chordata; Lepidosauria; Squamata; Lacertidae.
CUCCUCUCUGUGGGAACUUAUGGGCAAUGCGAUGGUGAUGACCCAGUUUGUUCGUCUCACUCCAGAUAUUCAGAGCAAGCAGGGCGCUCUCUGGAACAGGGUGUAGACGUAAUGGAGACAGCUGAACUCCUUUAUAAUUCCACUUGUGCGUAUUCAAGUGCUUCAACAGACUUCAGAGCUGUGGGAAAUCGGACCAGGUCCAGGUCCCUGCUUGAUGGCUUCCAAUCAGUGUUGACAAGCCUUGUUACUUGAGAGACUGGGAGAUGCAGGUGCACUUCAAAAUCCACGGGCAAGGGAAGAAGAAUCUGAAUGGAGAUGGCUUUGCAAUCUGGUACACAAAGGACCGUAUGCAGCCAGGGCCUGUCUUCGGGAGCAAGGAUAACUUUCUAGGGCUGGGAGUGUUUGUAGACACCUAUCCAAAUGAGGAAAAGCAGCAGGAGGCCCAGAAGAAGAGGUAUUCCUCAGGAAACCAGCGAGUGUUCCCAUACGUCUCUGCCAUGGUGAGCAAUGGGUCCCUUGCCUAUGAUCACGACAGAGAUGGCAGACCCACUGAACUUGGUGGAUGCACAGCAAUGGUGCGCAACUUGAACCACGACACAUUCCUGGUGAUCCGCUAUGUGAAGAGGAGGCUAACGGUCUUGCUUGAUAUCGAUGGCAAGCAUGAAUGGAGAGACUGCAUUGACAUCCCAGGAGUACACUUGCCACGCGGCUACUACUUUGGGGUCUCUUCUGUCACCGGGGACCUGUCAGAUAACCAUGACAUCAUUUCCCUGAAGCUGUACCAACUGACUGUUCAACGGACACUGGAGGAGGACAAGCGGGACAAAGAAGUCUUCUUACCUGUGGUGGAGAACAUGAAACUGCCUGGAAUAGAGACUCCAAUGGAACCAAUGAGUGGCCUUGCUCUCUUCUUGAUAGUCUUCUUCUCAUUGGUUGCCAUCGUGUUUGCCAUCGUCAUUGGAAUUAUAGUCUACAACAAAUGGCAGGAACAGAGCCGGAAACACUUUUACUGAUUUGGAGGCGUCCUGUUGCAUUCUUCCUCCUUUGCCUUCUGGAGGGCCAUUGGUUUUGUUGGCAUGGGUGGUUGCCUAUGCAGGCAGCUAGUUUCCAGAAGCCAUGCUGUGAGGACUCCUGUCCACCUGGAUCUUAUACUUCUAACGGCAGCCUUUGGAUUGGUGGUGGGCCCCCAAUGAUGGAGGCAGCCAUAUCACUCUGCUCUACUUUGACUGCUUUGAACUGUGAGUUUUCAACACUGGCAUUUCUACGAGACUUUAUAGACAUAUCCUUGAUCAUGCAAUGUGAAGUGAACAUUCAUCACAUCGCUCUAUGUAGAUGGGAGAGACGUUUAGCCAAUGAGAUCUGGAUUUGGUAACCUCUGCUGUUCCCUGUGGAGACUGGUUGGAAAGCAGAGUAGUUGGGUGGGUGUCGAAAUGCUGGUAUGUUGAUCAAGGCUGUUUGGUCUGGAUGUUCUACUGCAGGGGGUGGCUAAGCUGAGUUUUGCAGAUGUUGUAUUCCAACUCUUGUCAGUCCCAACCAGAAUCACCAGUGGUUGGGGAUGAUGGGAGUUGUAGUCCAGCAGUAUAUGGAGGGCCACAGGUUAGCUAACAUUGUUUUACUGGGAUGCCUUAACUAGCAUGUAGAUCAGUCUUUAGCAACGUAGCACCCUCCAGUUUUCGACUACGGCUCCCAUCAGCCCCAACCAGCUUGUAUCUAUAAGAAACCAAGGUAUCCUUACCUUAUGUCCCACAAAUAUACCUUUACUCUUAUUUUUCCUCUAGUUUACAAAGACACCACCCUGCAGAAUAAACAAAUGUGAAUGCCCUCUCUCCUAAAAUAAAUGGCAGCCUGCCUUAUAAUCCUAUCCCUCCCACUCCAAAUUGAGACCUUCUGGCUUUCCUAACUGGACAAACUGCUGUACGUUUUUAUUCAGGUGCUACAAAGCAGUUGACUCCUACAGCAACUAAAAGGCAGCCCCUAUUUCCGAAGCGGGGAGCCUCCCCUGGUUGCUCUGCUAAUGGAGGUUGGGUGGGGGGAAAUCCCUUUGUUUUUAAUACUAGCUGCUCCAUUGACAGGAGCUCAGCUGAGGGGCCUCCCUUGCCAGUCAUCCUCUGAGCCUUGCUAGCCAGCUGUGUGAUGGAAAGGACAGGAUGCCUCUUCUUCCUAGGUCCCACCAGAAGCCUGGUGGCUGGUGGUUCCAGAGAUCAGUACUGGGAGCAGUGGCAGACUUGAGGCUAACGUUUCAGAGGCACUCUGUGCAAUGCCAAAAUUUGGUGCCCCCACCUCUCGUCUUCUGUUGUUCCUCAUUGUUGAAGCACCCACUGUGGAGCCCUCUCAGCUCGGCGCCCAGUGCAGGCGUUUCCCUAAAUCCGCCUCUCCUAGUGGCCUCACUUCCCUGAAAGUCAUCUUUGCCUGCUGUUAUUUUCCUGAGCACACAGCUGAUCUGCAGAGUAAUGUGGAAGGCAGUGCACUAUGCCAGAGCACCUAGAAGCUGAUGUGAAAAGUGAAAGGUAGACAGGAUGGUGGGUGGGGAUUUAUUUUCUUAUUGGCGAAUUACUGUUUUAGACAAAAUGCUGCUGACAUUUAUUGCUGCUAUUACCUCCUUUAUAUAUAUGUAAGGUGACUCUUCCCAGUUCUCUGGGGAACCUGACCUCCAUCGCCCUCCAGCACUGAACACGCUCCAUACAACUCAGAAGUCCCCUCUUUCCUCUCUACUGAUGGGCUCCCCCUCCCCUUUUUAAUGGUCAGAUUGGUGUCAUCAUUUUAACCUUUGUCACGGUUCACCAUGGCAGGAAGAAAGGCCCGUUGGCAUCAGGACCGUUUUCCACUGAAAACUGAUGCUUGAAGGCUUUAUUAUUUACAGUGAAUUUGGCUGCCUGACCUGACCUCUGACCCCGCUGAGGCAGAGGUGCCUUACCUUGGGGUGUGCAUGCGUGGAAGGGAGGGUGCAUCUGCUUGCACAAAUGUUGAGCAUGAUUCUUUACAGAAAUGAGCUGUGCUUUCCCUGUGAAGUGGGGAGAGCCUGGUCACUGUCACACUGCGCAUAUUUUCAUCUUUGCACCCCUUCCAACUUCUAAAGUUUUAUAAUGACAUUCAGUGACUUUGGUGUAUUGGAACUAGGGUUGUGCUAAAUAUUCUUCAUUUCAGCUUUGAGAGAGCAAGGAAGGGCAGAAAGAAAAACGUUUCCCUAAACCUGUUCAUGGUCAUCUUGCCUUUAGCAUGUUAAUUUUCUUCCUUAGUUACCAUUUUUUAAAAGCUGGCUCUGUGACCUCUUUUCUCAAGUAAUGCCAGGCAAUCAAGGAUCAUGUAAUGGACCUGGUGAUGGCCAAAUCUGAAGGGUGAGAGCAAAGAAAUCCAGUUGAGAGAGGGAGGGCUGGACUUCCGGAUCUGGCCGUGUGGGACACAGGCUACUUUCCCUGCACACAGCUGGACCAUGAGGUGGCAGGACUUGCUUUUCAAUGCUGCUGAAAACAACCACAAAUCCUGC